Molecule: messenger RNA, 6463 nt
Organism: Porites lobata
Lineage: Eukaryota; Metazoa; Cnidaria; Anthozoa; Scleractinia; Poritidae
Source: the annotation of a GenBank genome assembly
AUGUCGACAGCUAGAAGGUCAUUUGCGCUAAUAGUCGUCGUCAUUGCUUUCGAAGGUAAGUACAUCGUACUCCUAUUGUGUCAGUCUUCACAACUUAAGCGUUUGUGUUCAUACUGCCAAUUCAAAAUUUAAGUGCUUUUUUCCCAAAAUAUCGAUUACUAGAUGCAAUAGUCAAUGUGAAAGGCACUAAAGCCCGCGGUAAUUGCUGUUAGCUUACCGCCAACGACUGUAGCGACAGAACUGAAUUAAUUCCAUUAUAAAAAGUUCUGAUAACUUAGCAGUCUUUUGACUUAACAAACCAUCAAGGAAACUCAAAAGAAGUUUGGUACCCUGGCCGAUUUAAAUGUCAUACAAAUGAAAUCUAUUUUAUUCAGGCACUUGCUAUUGUCUUGUGGAGAUCAUCUCGAGUGGUGCGCUUUCGCGGUGAAAAUAUGAAGGCAUACAUAAACUGAAGAGAUAACGGUGAAUACAUUCUAUCAAAAUUGCUAUAUUUGUGGUUUUCAGCUAACGCCACGGAGGUCAUGCUGGUGGACAAGAACAAAAGCGUUUCCCUCCUCUAGAAAAAAACUCUUUUCUCAUGCAAAUUUUGCUAAAAAUUUUUUAUUUUUUUGUCCACCAGCAUGGCCGCCUUAUCAGGCUAUUGAAAACCAGCAAUCAAAUGUAGCUUCAAGAAUGUAAUCGAUAAGCGGUCAUAAACCUUUAAUACCAAUCUUUUUUUAAAAAAAACUUGUUUAACAAACCGAGUAAUACACUACUGUGAUCAAUCCAAAAUUUCUCUCUAGCAGUUGUUUUGACACGGAGUCAAUUUAAUUACCACUUUUAGCAGAUAAGUAUCUCUGUUAAUUCCAUUAUCAUUAUGUCUAAUCGUUUGUUUGGUUUUGUUUUUACAGUCAAACCAGGCCAAGCGUUCCCGUCGCUAGCAAACUAAUGAAUCCAUUAAUGGAAAAAUGAUUUCGUUUGUUGAUUCAAUAAUCCAUUCAUAAAAUGAAUAAUCCAACUGUAAAAUUGGACCUAGAUUCAAUAAUUAAAUGUUGAUUUGGUUGAUGAACAAAAUCUACCUGUUCUUUAUUCUAGCUUGUCUGUUGAGUUCAAUCGUAUUUGCCUCCCUUUUCCUACCGUUUACGAUUGCGUUUUUAAUUGCCUUUAAUCAAAAUAACAGCUAGAAGAGACAGACUGCAAACGCAAAGAAACUGACAAAGGCCGGGGAUCGAAAUCCACCAAUCAUCGCACAUACACUGACCUCAGUUUGACUAUUGUGUUUUCUAAGAGGUCAGGUCCGUUGCAUUGAUUACUGGAAGCAAAGCGGCAUACAUGUAACGGUUUGUUUGGGUUGAACUUCAGAACUCGCCCGCACUCGACUCUUGGACACAAAGAAGAAAAAAGUGUAGUUUUUCAAAAAACAAUAAUCGAAUCAACAUUCGAUUAUCGAAUCGAGGCUAAAAAUGAAUAUUGGAUUGUUCAUUUUAUGAAUGGAUUAUUGACUCAACAAGCGAAAUCAUUUUUCCGUUAAUGAAUUUACUAGUUCGUUAGCGACGGGAACGUUUCACCUGGUUUGACUGUAAUAUCAGCUUUUUCUGACAAUGCGUCAUCGACAAAUAAAAACAAUACAAUACAAAACAUCUGCAUCAAAUUGGAAUAACUAGAUUAAACUCGCUCGUUCAUUUAUUCAUUCAUUCAUUCAUUCACUUAUCAUAAGUGACCUUCGUUCACAGUAGUGUCUUAAGGUUAAACGGUUAGGGCUGAAAAGAGUAUAAAAGCUUUAGGUCAAGCUUUGGUUGCUUGACCAGACUAGAGAUUGACAUCUGUCUCAAUAUCUUUUCUUUUACUUAUAAAUUAUUCCGUUUCGCUGCCUUCUUUUUCUUUAGGUGCUCGUGCUGAAGACAUGAAAGUUUGCCCAAAAGAAAUGGUCAAAUUGUAUUGUCCUCCCCUUGAGCAAGCCAUCAAGAGCGGAGAUUACAGAGAACUCAUCUGGAAAGUCGCCGACCCUCGUGACAAAUCUGAUUCUGCGCGAAAACUGGGUUAUUGCGGCGAAAAUCUCAGCUGUACCAGUUAUAAUUCCUUGGAAAACUUUGAUGAACGUAUCACGAUCAGAAAUUCUCCUGUAAAUGGGACAUUGUACAUAGAGCAAGAGAUCAAGGAUGACUUAUUGACUUUCACUUGCUCUGUGCAAAGAAAACAGAACAAGGACCCCCUCGUUCACCAAGUGAAUGUUUUCUCUUCUGUGAACUGUGAGUAGAAUUCAGAGAUGGAUAUUUUUUUGCUUCUAUUUUUAUGCCUCAUUUAGUGCGCGCACUGUGAUUGCUUAGCGGUUUAGUGGGCCGGAUAAAUCACUGUAAUAUAUAAGGACCGUAAAUUUAAAAGUUUGCUUUGCAGGCGUGGAUCCAGGAUAAAUUAUACUGACCGAGUCCUAAACGAGCGAGCCCAAGGCGCAACCUUCUAGGGGGUCAGGGGGCGGGCUCCUAUCCCUUACUCAUUAAGUAGAUUAAGGCCUGAGUCAUUACAGAGUUUUCAGAAUUUUUAAAGGGGGGUGGUAUAACGUAAAGUAUUUUCAAGAAAUCCCAUGACUAACAAUUUAAGGCCAAUCAUAACCAAGAAAUCUUCCAAUUUCAUUUUAAAAAUUGUUUAUAAGAGCAUCACGUCAUCAGCCACGCCCUGAUUUAUCGAGAACUCCUUUGAGUCGAAAUUCCCACCAGAAAGAGAGUAACCUAUUUUCCUUCAGUAGGUCCAAAAAGUGGCUACUAAUAGUCUUCAUGUAAAAACAAUCAGAAUGAGGCGGGGUCAAUAAACCUCUUUCUCCUGUCGAUGAUUUUAAAUAAACCUCUUUCUCCUGUCGAUAAUUUUAGUUGGAGGAGAACUGGUACUAGUCAGUGAACACCCAUUGCACCUGCCAAUUGUAACGCCUCGAACCAUUCCGAGCUGAUUUCUUAGACACUUUGUAGGGACAAUGUUUUGAUACAGAGAAACUUGAGCUACUUGUUUGGCAAGUGGUGGGAAUCGUUGGUUACAGUUUUUGAACAAUGGAGGACGUAGUCAAUCACGUGUCCGAAUAAUUUCAAUUUCUUUUUUCAAGUUUUUUAAGUUUAGUUUACCUCCCCAGAUAUCGUCCCUUGUGGAUGUUUUUAACCAUAGUUUUUGGAAACCGUACAUAAAAACCAUAAAUGACUUAGACCCAGGCAUUAAUCUACCUGAGCAGGAAGUUUUUUGGAUUUUUUCUCCUUAACUGAGUUCCCUUUCCUCGGUUUUCCGAGGCAUUUAGACAGAUUUAAGUUGGAAAACUUUUUUUAUUGUUAAAAAUAUAUUUAACAUGAAAAAUGUGAGUGCAAGAGAACGACUGGACAACUGACAAUUUGACUAACAAUAGACGACUGCCUAACUGUAACAAUAGACGGAUCGAAACGCACCAAUUACAUUUACUUACGAGUCUUCAUAGCCAAUAACAUCACGGCUAACUGACAGAUAGCCAAUAACAUCGCAUAAUAGCGAAGUGCGCGAGUGACGUCAUCCAAACCCCGAAAGAGUCAGACAAACACAACUUUCAGUGAAAGAAAUGGAGGAAUAUUUAAAGAUUUCUUCGAGCUCGAGGCAGUGGCCUCAAUUGUUACAGAAUAUGACAGAGACCCGGGUUCAAACUAUGCUGAUGAGCAACUAAAGUAAUGAGUAAAAAGCCGGGGCUUCAAGCAAGCGGUUAAAAGGAGUUAUUUAUUCACAAGUGUGAGCGAUUCGCUCGCUCUAGAAAAGUCCUACGACGGCUUAUCCUUGACUGAAGUACAGACGAUGGCAAGUAAUAAAUUCUGCAUUCAACUUUCUGGAAAGAGCAUCUAAGAAGUAAAUAAACAGGACUUAUGUAUGUACUAUUGAUGUUCAGAUAAAUUGAUCUCAGUGUAACAGUAUAAACUGUAUAUUGUGUGUGUACAGGUUUUCAGUUUCUCGGUCUUUUGCACUAACUACCUUGAGGGAGGUCACCACUUGCUUUUAAUUAAGUUGUCUUCAUAAUUUAAUUCAUUCUUCAGAAUGAUAAGCUUAAGCUUAUAUAUGUAAAGUGAGGAAAAUCAUUUAUCGUUUCGAUUGUUGCUUAGUUCUUGCCUCUUAAACUAGGCAGUUUGCUGAACAGUUGUGCAUGCUUACUUUUUUUCCGAACCUUAACUGAUCCUCGUGUUUCGAUCUGGACUGGUCAAAAUCAUGUUUAGUUUAUUCGAUAGACGCAUUCGACUGGUAAAAUGCUCUUCGUAUAUGAAAGGGAUUGAGAAAUUCUUUACAGCGGCUGUUUCUCCUAGCCAGUAAAAUCCACAAACGUUUGCGUUUCUGAUAAUAUUAUCGACCGUAAAAUUUUCACGGGAACAAGCGUUAAUUAAUCGAGCCUUGACAGCGAUCAAGUUCUUGCAAUGGCUUCCGUCACAUCUCACAGGGGUAAUAGAUCUUUUCACAAUCGAAUUCAGUAUUUCUAUGAGCGAUCCGUGUAGCUUUCCUGGAUACCUAGAAUUCCUUUUGCAUGGCUCCAACAAUAAUGCCUAGCACUGAAUAAAAUUAAAGGCCUAAAAACGCCUUUUUUGACUCAAAACCUUUGCCUAAAUUCCCUCUUUUCCUCUCUGAAACGCCAGUGUUUGUCUGAGUCUCGUGGGGGGUCCAGAAAUAUGCAAUCUAUUUUUUAGAAACCGCGCGCUUCGCUACUGACCAAUCAGGACAACAACCAGAGUAUAAUACCAUCAACUGACGUGAUACAACCCACUUUGACUCUGAAGAUGACUACCGCACAGGUUGUCGAAGCGUCAGUCACUGUGAACAACAACAGUCCUAUUCAGGACUACGUUCACCCAGACGAUCAAACUCAACCUACUUUUAUAAUGAGUAUUAUAAGCGUGAAAGGAAUGUUUUUGAAGACUCCAAGUCACGAUUUGCGGCGCUCAUGUUUAUGAGUUGUCGCGCGUAGAGAUCAUCAACAUCCGUCCUGCUUGAAUUGAAAAACAUAUACUACUUUUCUCGAUCUGUACUGUAAGUUACGGAAACUCUUUUUUUCUGCUCGGAUUUAUGGCCCAAGGGCAAUAAGCAGUAUAUUUCUCGAGCUCUGAUCGGCUGAUAGUCACUUAGUCACUAUAGUUCCAAACGCAUUAAGCUCCUUAGUUUUCAGUUCAGUAUUCGAAAUUUUUAUCAUCGAUGAAAACUUUCUCGUCCUGAAAGAUCGACAACAGGAAAAAGAUUGUGCUCAAGAUAUUCAAUCGAGUAUAUUUAGCGGUAUUUUUCAAGCGUUGUAGCCUGCGAACGCAAACGUCGCCUCUCUCCACCCCAAGAGUUACUUUUCAGGUGGAGAGAAGCGAUGACUGGAAAUAUGUUGCGUUUGUAGUCUGUAAAUUUCACGCCAAAUUCAUCGGUAACCGGCUGCCCUUUUAUUAGCCUAUUUGAUUCAACGAACCAAUUGAGAAAAUGAUCUCAUGUUGCCGUGCGACUGUUCAGAAAUCACAGAUAACGUCAAAAUGUGGUAAGAACAUAGCACACGAGCCGCCACACAGGCGAGUGUGGUAUCCCUGCUAAAUGCGCAUGUGGGCCUAUGGUCCAAGUGAACAAAGGCUGUUGAAAUGUAUGAACGUUUUCGUGCAUCUUUUCAGGCCUGACUUUAACUGCAAAUCAAGCUUUUAACCUCAGCGGGGCACUAGGUAAAAUGGUCUCCACAGCUGGCAUUCAAGAUAUGUGGUGGUACUGGGUCAAACGCGAUGGAAAAAUGCAGAAGAUUGCAUAUUGCAACUCCGAGUCGUGCGUGUUCGACGAGUGUAACAGUACCUGUCAAUCAAGGUUCAGGAUUGACGGAGCGACACUGGAAUUGACGGAAGUUAGGGAAGAAGACCGUGGUUUGCAAUUACAAUGCGAAAUACUUCCCAAAUUCCAGGUGUACAGGAUGAAAAUCAGUGUUGUACUGCCAAAAGGUCAGUCUAACUUACAUCACAGAUUGCAAGUAAAUACUUUUAAGGGGGAGAUCUUUUUGUUGCUGUUAAUUGUUGUUGUUUUUUUUUCGGGGGGUAGGGUUUAUUUCAGAAGGAAAGAAAUUAGGUCAAAUUAGGAUAGAAAAGGUAUACAAAUAAACCAGUUAGUCCCCUAAUGAGCUUGAAUUAAGACACUCUGUUUUGAUGGUAGACUAUCCGGUAUAUUUGUCUACUAAUUAUUCUCUUCCUGUUUUAAUUUUCAACAACCCCCAAAUCCAGUAUUUUCCAUUUUCUAUAGUUUUUUAAAACUAUAGAAAAUGGGGGAAUGACAUUCCCCCAUUUCUAUCGAUUUCAUCUGGAUGGGCAUUCAUUGCUGAACUAAAUAAUUCUUUCUUUUAUUGACCUAGACUCUGUUAGCAGCACAAGUAGUACUCUUGGCAAGAAUGAAAAGGUACCUUCUAACAACACUGAGACGACUUCCGAAACAUCAGGAAAGAGAAAAGCUGGGACCUAUGGUACCCAAAAUUCGGCAAGCAGCAGGACCUUAUUAG